UGUCAAGUUUUUCAAUGUGUCACACAAAAUUAAAGUGAUGAUCUAUUGCAGUUACUAGAUUACGAUAUACAUGAGUUUCACAUCUCUGACACAAAAAAAGUUUGUUUACCUUCUAUUUAUUUGACAAUAGAAUGCAAUGCUUGUAUGCAUCACAUUUAUCAACGAGUAGUUAUAUGCAGGGCGCGUCUUUAUUAUAUCAUUGUAUAAUUAUAAUUUUGAUUCGUCUCAAAACAACGCAAUCAUCAAUUGAAUAACAACGGGGAAUGUGUGAAAAUCAUUUAUAUAAUUUAUGGUAUUUGAUGUUUUUCUUAAAUGUAUUUUAUAUAAUUUCAUACUCAUUUAAUUACCAUAAUGCAAAAAAAUUAUAUAUAAAAAUAUAAAAAUUAGUUACAAUCUAACUUAUAUCAUCAAAUUUUUGGUAAAUACAUGCAAAAUCAUCAAUAAUGUACCAUAUAAAUAUGUUUUUAACCAAACCUGCCUAUGUGGCAGGGAGUGAAAAUUUGCGUUUUGGUCAUGACUGACAGUGGGGAAGCCAUUUGUAAAGGCGAGAAAGGUCGGGGAUUCGAUACGUAAUAUAUAAACUCAUUUGUCUUUUUUAUCAUCAAUUCAUCAUCAGUCCCCAUCGGAUUUCUUUAUUCGUCUCCAAGGCCACAUAUAAAACAUUACCCGCUGCCCAAAAUUCGAAACGAAAAGAAGGGUGAAAAGGCCGAGCGAGCAGCGGCAGCGGUUACGGCGGCUUUCUUGUAGCAGAGCAUAACAAUUUUCAACGCGCUCAACAACAACCACGGCUACGGCCUACGAACAACUCCGACGACGACCGCUACUAACUUUCCACCACUGCAGCUGACUGAAAACUUCUCUUCAUUCUCUCCUUCCCCGGCUUCUUCCGAAGGUAUAAACACUCUCUCCCUUUCCCGCUUUCCGGCGACUUCUAAUAUGUACGGUAGGUAGGCGUUUCGGAUUCCGAUUUCCGGAGAUGGACGAUGUUUGCUUUCUCCGGUUUGUUUUGGCGAGAAUGCUUUCACUAUGAGAUCUGGAAGCGAUGGCGGAAAUGAGUGUUUGGUUACUCGGGGAGGAUGCUGAGAUAACAGCUGCUAUACCGAUACAGUUCCGUUUUCGUGUUUUUUAUUUGAUAAUUUACUUUAUUUUAUCACUGUCUUGUUGUAGUUUCUCAUCUCUUUUGCGUUUCGUUUUCUAGCUUGUUUUGGAGGUUUUCGAUUCUGGAAAUUGUUGCUUACGGUAACGUCAAAGCGGUACAGUUCUCUCCUGCCUGUGUUCUGAUUCAUCAGGAUUUGUUUUUGUUUCCGAGCAAACUCUGCUUUCCUUUUUUUUUGGUUCGACUUUGGAUUGUCUGUUGACUUUAUGAGUUCUGUACGUCAUUGAUUUGUGACUGUAUACAAUAGUGAAUAGUUGAUCAUCAAUGGAGGGUGUAAGCUUGUGAAAUUUUCUUGGUCCUAACAGUUAGAUUGUUAGAAAUGGAAGAAUAGGCAAAUAAUGGUGGAUUCUUCUGUGUUUCUUUACUCCUCCGUGUGCUUUGUUUUGGUUUGAUUCACAGACAUUUGAGUUUCGUUUGUUUUUGUGUGGUGAUCGCUUUGUUCUGUGGAACAUGCAACAAAGCUGGAUUUUGUUGGUGUUUGAUCAUUAACAGCUGAAAUUCCUCUGCUAUGUAUUGACAGGUUGAAGGGAACGGUGGCGUUCAAGUGUUACGAGAUCGGGGUAGAUAUCCCUAUUGAAAACCUGAGGUCUGAUUGUUGAGAGGAACUGGUUAUCUUUCAGGCAUUAUGCAUGUCUGAUCCAGUGGCCACCGUGGUUGAUGUGCCAAGAGGACUGAAUUUGGCUGACAGAACAAAAUCUGUUGAUGCAAUAUCCAGCAGGGACUUCUCAUCUCUAUCUGUCAACGGAGAAGUACCCCACAGGUUCUCCGAGAGCCCCUCCUUCAGAAUCGGUGAGCUGUUUCUCACCAAUGGGGAAUCAUAUUUCGGUUCGUUGCUGGGAAAUGUACCGGAGGGUAAGGGCAAGUAUGUCUGGUCAGAUGGUUGUAUUUAUGAAGGUGAAUGGAGACGUGGGAUAAGGAGUGGGGUUGGGAAAAUCCAGUGGCCUUCAGGAGCAGCCUAUGAAGGCAAAUUCUCAGGUGGUUAUAUGCAUGGUGCUGGUAGCUACAUUGGUGCAAAUAACAUUACAUACCGAGGGAGAUGGCGGUUGAACCUCAAGCAUGGGUUGGGAUAUCAAGUUUAUCCUAAUGGAGAUGUCUGCGAAGGGUCUUGGCUACAAGGAACACCAGAAGGACCCGGGAAGUACACAUGGGCUAAUGGAAACGUCUAUAUGGGGAACAUGAAAGGUGGGAAAAUGACAGGGAAAGGGACUUUCACUUGGGUGAAUGGGGAUUCAUUUGAAGGAAGCUGGUUAAAUGGUAUGAUGCAUGGAUUCGGAGUGUAUACUUGGAAUGAUGGUGGUUGCUAUGUUGGCACUUGGAGCCAUGGUGUGAAGGAUGGGAAAGGAUCGUUCUACCCCAGUGGCAGUCGGUUUCCUUCAGUACAAGAACGAUACCUCAAUGCACUUAGGAAAAGAGGGCUGCUCCCUGAUAUGAGAAAGCAGAACCAAGCACAUAUACAUCAUGCUUCUUCAGUGGGCAUGGGGAGCAUGAAGGCUGGUAGAGAUCAAAGGUCCCAUCGUGAUUCGUCAGGUAAUUUAACCAAGGGAAGCUUGAUGAGCUUGCAGCAGCAAUCUCAUAACAAGAAUGUGUCGUUAGAAAGACGGUGGAGCCUUGAGGUGUCGAUUGAACAGGUGAUGGGACAUGAUUCAUCGAUUGAGUCAUCUGAAUUUGAUGGAUCUAGCCUCCCACCGAUCCUGGAAAGAGAAUAUAUGCAAGGUGUUCUGAUUAGUGAGAUUGUACUGAAUGACGACUUUUCAUCAAUGUCCAGAAGGGCAAAGCGAAGGCAAAAGAAGUUUGUUAGGGAGAUCAAGCGACCUGGUGAAACUAUACUUAAAGGGCACCGUAGUUAUGACUUGAUGCUCAGUUUGCAGCUUGGUAUCAGGUAUACAGUAGGGAAGAAUACCCCUGUACAGAGACGAGAAGUUCGCGCAUCGGAUUUUGGUUCAAGGGCUAGUUUUUGGAUGCAGUUCCCCAAGGAUGGAUCACAGUUGACACCUCCACAUCAUUCAGACGAUUUUAAGUGGAAGGAUUACUGCCCUAUGGUUUUUAGAAAUUUGAGGGAGAUGUUCAAGAUCGAUGCUGCUGAUUACAUGAUGUCUAUAUGUGGCAAUGAUGGUCUUAGGGAACUCUCUUCUCCGGGGAAAAGUGGGAGCAUUUUCUUCUUGUCUCAUGAUGACCGCUUCAUGAUUAAGACGCUCAGGAAGUCUGAAGUCCAGGUACUUCUGAAAAUGCUCCCUGAUUACCAUCAUCACGUGAGAACAUAUGAAAACACACUCAUAACGAAGUUUUUUGGGCUUCAUAGGAUCAAACCUACAAGUGGUCAGAAGUUUCGUUUCGUGGUUAUGGGAAACAUGUUCUGCACUGAAUUGAGGAUCCAUCGGAGGUUUGAUCUGAAAGGUUCCUCACUAGGGCGAUCCACAGAGAAAAUAGAAAUCGAUGAGAACACUACUCUCAAGGAUUUGGAUCUGAACUACAGCUUCUAUUUGGAACCUACUUGGCGAGAAUCUUUACUAAAGCAGAUAGAGACAGACAGCAAAUUUUUGGAAGCACAGCAUAUCAUGGAUUAUAGCCUUCUAUUAGGUGUGCAUUACAGAGCACCGCAGCACCUUCGGCCCUUCACGUCACUUCGGAAGAACGAAGGGUUAGGAGUUCUGGCCGAGGAAGACACCAUCGAUGAUGAAACAUACCCACAAGGUCUAGUCCUCAUCCCUCGAGGAGAGGACGAUGGCAGUGUCGUUGUUGGUCCUCACAUCAGAGGCAGCCGAUUGAAAGCCUCAGGUGAUGAGGAAGUUGAUCUCCUUCUUCCUGGCACUGCAAGGCUUCAGAUCCAGCUUGGGGUUAACCUGCCAGCAAGAGCAGAGCAGACUACAGAGGAUGAAGCAGGGAAAAAGAAGUUCAAUGAAACAUAUGAUGUCGUUCUUUACCUUGGCAUAAUCGACAUUCUCCAGGAGUACAACAUUAGUAAGAAGAUUGAGCACGCUUACAAAGCUUUCCAAUUCGAUUCCUUGUCGAUUUCAGCUGUGGAUCCCACGUUCUACUCCAGGCGCUUCCUGGAGUUCAUACAGAAGGCAUUCCCUCCCAAUGCUGUCACCCUCUAAGAAGCCGUUCCCUCCAUUUUCCUUCCUUUCAUUCCAUGAGGCACAGCAGAUUCUUGUUUUUUGUCGAACCGAUUGGCUCGAUGGCGACCACCACGAAUGAUAAUUCGACUUGUACAUUACAAGCCUCGUACAAACACAACUGAUUGAGCCAUAUACAUAUGCAUCAUUUCAUAUAAUGCCAUGCAUGCAUCUGCUGUUAGAAAUAUAGGAUCGUCGUGGUCAUUGCAGAUGAUCAAUUGCUCUCUUAAAAAUUUGAUAUGGCCUGAGCAGUAUUUGAUCCUCUCAAAGAUGUAACACCUCUGUUAAAACAUUCAACCGCAAAUCACAACAUUCAGAGUUUCAGAUGACGACGACUAACAGCUUUGAGGUGAAAUGUUUAAUCAUGAAUUUCAGGCAAUCAAAACAAAGGCUUGUUCUGAAGAGUACCAAAGCAGAACAAACCUUCCCAAUUCGC
This is a messenger RNA of Linum trigynum, 4705 nucleotides long. The record is from the annotation of a GenBank genome assembly. Lineage: Eukaryota; Viridiplantae; Streptophyta; Magnoliopsida; Malpighiales; Linaceae.